Molecule: messenger RNA, 1191 nt
Organism: Neurospora hispaniola
Lineage: Eukaryota; Fungi; Ascomycota; Sordariomycetes; Sordariales; Sordariaceae
Exons: 3
Coding region: 1-1191 (396 amino acids)
Source: RefSeq, a predicted model, not a curated record
AUGCUGCGCUCCAAAAACGCCCCAAACACCGUCAUGGGGCCACCACCCCCAAAGCGCCGACCAAACGAGCCCUUGCCUAAUGGUACCAAGCGGCAGCAGCAGCGUACUUCUCCCAGGCUAGCCAACAACAAGAGGGUGACCGACAAUGCUUCGUCCUCGCGCCCUUCUGCUCCUCAGCCAAAGCCAGCUCAAACCUUCAAGGAGCGUCUCUUUUCUCGCCCACAGAAGAAGCGAAAGCCGACACCUGAGCCUGCAAAGGUCGAUCUUCACUCCCGGCCCCAAACCACCAUUGCCCCAUUCUUCAAGAAGCUCCAAGCCGCCUUUGGAGAGGAAACCCAGCCUGCGAAGCAAAAGCCGCAGCAUAAACCACAUGAAAGGAAAUCAGAUUACAUCCGCGUUCCUCCUCCUCCUCCUCUAAAACAGCAGCAGCAGCAGCAGCAGCAGCAGCCAACAGUCCAAACCCGCAAAAGAAAACGUGAAUCCCCUGUCAAAGAAAGCAAACCCUCCUCUGAAACUGAAGACAUGCUCGCCGAGCUCCGAGCCCACUACCUAACAGCCGCCACGAAUCUCCACUCCCACGCGCUCACCUCCCUCACCAAAGCGCACUCCCUCGUUAUCAAAAAGCUCGACGACGGCAUUGGCUCCUCCGAAGAGAAAUUUCUCCAAGACGUCGAGAAGCGCGCCUCCAGGCUCUCACUGCCGUUGUCCGAGUUUGUUAUUCGCUCUGAUCAGCGCGGGAGUGAUGGUGUAAUGAGGAGCGAAAAGCAUGUGAUCAGCGACUUGGUGAAGAAAGUUGAAAAAAAGUUGGUGAAGGCAGAAAUGGAAUUGGAGGGGCUGUGGAGGGAGUGGGUGGAGAGUGAGAAGGAGAUGGAGAGGGUUUUGGAGAACGUUUUGAAGGAGGUUGAAGAUUUAAACACAGGCAAGAGCGGGAAGAAGGUGGAUGGUGAGGGUGAUGAUCUGCCUGGGGCGAGCGGAGACGCUGGAAAGGCACUCGAAGCUGACAAGAGCGAUGAGCGGGAUAUGUUGACCAAGUAUGAGGAGGCUAUCGAAGAGGAGGUUGAAAAGGCGGAGGAAGAAGUGACGAAGUUGACCCUUUCGACUUAUCAGAUGAUGAAGGAUCUUGAGAAGGAUUACCGGAAGGCGAUCAUCCCAGAUUUGCACCUCUUCUAUACCUCCAUCGAAGAUGUUUGA